GUCAAAUCCCCAGAACUUACUUGCUGUUUCCGCGCCAAACGCGCUCUUUUUACCUUCACGUCAUAUCUCCCACUUGUAAACUGUCUUAAACGCUAUUGGUCCAUUGUUUCUUUGUGUGUGCUAUUUACCAAUGAUGCUCAAGGACAAAUUGUUGUUGUAUAAAUGCGCUUGACUUUUUCCCUUAUUCGAUUGCUUGUACUCGGCUGCUUACGGAAUACAUAUAUAUUCCCCUACUUGCCUUGGACUUCUUCAUCUAGUUAGCGGGGCCUGGGACAACAGAUUAGAAUAGCUUAUCGUGUCAUUGGCUUUCGUUCGUUACCGCGGAAUCGAUUUAGUUUCAGGCAUAACAGGGUCGCGUCAGUAUAGCUAGUUAUCGGUCUCUGGUCACGUGUCUUUGUUCCGUUCGUUACUAGUGAAUUCGUAACGCUUCAGAUAUAUCAAUUGGCGACGGUGAUUUGGAAAUAUGGAUCCUGCAAAAGUGGAAUCAUUGCUCGAAUAGCAGAUGAAACUUAUCAAGAUGUUAACAGAAACAAAAAUUACGACUAAUAGCCAAUCAAGCAGCUCUAAUCCUACCACUACUGCACCUUCAGUUGAUGGUAUGGCCAGCAGUAUUUCUGAGUUUCAUUACGAUCCUGAAUCUAAUGUUACGUUUGAUAUGUGGUUCCGCCGUUAUGAAGAUUUAUUCAGAUUUGAUUUUGCCAAUCAAGAUGAUGCUUGGAAAGUCCGUUUGCUGCUUCGAAAGCUGGGUCCUAGUGAAGUUGAUAAAUAUUGUAACCUAAUUUUGCCUCUAAACCCACGCGAUCGCUCAUUCUCAGACACUGUUCAGUCAUUGAGCCAACAGUUUGGAGAUAAUUCCUCACUGUUCAACACACGCUAUCGAUGUUUGAAGCUGACUAUGAACGAAGACACCGAUUUUCUGACGCAUGUGGGCAUUGUCAACCGCGAAUGCGAACGCUUUCGGUUGAAGUCGCUAACUGAAGAUCAGUUUAAAGCCCUCAUUCUCAUCUGCAGCCUCCAAUCGCAAAAGUUCGGUGACAUUAGAACACGGUUGCUCAGUCGAUUGGAUCAAGACCCUAAGCUGACUCUAAAUGAUAUUGCUAACGAAUAUCAACGUCUAGUUAAUCUGCAGCAUGACACUACCAGUAUAGCUAGUUAUCGGUCUCUGGUCACGUGUCUUUGUUCCGUUCGUUACUAGUGAAUUCGUAACGCUUCAGAUAUAUCAGUGUUGCUACUGAAUGUCAGCAAUUUUUCGGAGACAACGAUGAUCAAAGACAGAGAGUCGUCUAACAUCUUCAACUCGGAGAGACCAGGUUUCACAAGCACAGAGCAAAAUCGCUCUCACCGAUGCGUUAUAGAUCCUGAGGGAACAAAUGGCGUUUGAACCAAUCGUUGGUCACCGAAUACCAUGGGACUGCAUCUCCUGAUGUUGUUCCACUACCUCGUGGAUCAGACCUUUAGGUCAGAGGCUCCUAGUGUCACCCCCUAAGAAAACCACCUGCUU
Messenger RNA from Schistosoma rodhaini, 1501 nucleotides. The record is from the annotation of a GenBank genome assembly. NCBI's taxonomy places the organism in Eukaryota, Metazoa, Platyhelminthes, Trematoda, Strigeidida, Schistosomatidae.